Saprolegnia diclina VS20 is the source of this 2232-nucleotide messenger RNA. RefSeq lists its product as hypothetical. The coding region runs from base 110 to 2137 and encodes 675 amino acids. Gene Ontology annotation, molecular function: metal ion binding; protein binding. The record is from RefSeq and is a predicted model, not a curated record. Lineage: Eukaryota; Oomycota; Saprolegniomycetes; Saprolegniales; Saprolegniaceae. The transcript is spliced from 2 exons.
GCGGGUGGCACCCGUUGCACCGGUGCCAUUCGCCGUGACCAGCUGGCGUACCCGACCGUGGGCGUUGGAUCACGCGAAGAGCAACUCUCUUUUUUGCGUCGAUCGACUCAUGCCGACGACCGAGUCGCCGGCCCCGCUCGCCGAGAAGCGCGGCACGUUCGAGUUCAAGUACAAGUCCGGGCCGUUCUCGUCCUGGGCGCUCGUCUAUGCCAAGCUCGAGGGCCGAUGGCUGGCCUUGUACAAGAAGGAAGACACCAACGUGCGGUCCGCCGCCAUUGAGAUUGGCGCCGGCGUCGCCUUCAAAAACCUCGCCGACCUCGAGAACUUUCCGCGGCGCUUUGACCUCGUGUGCUCGGGCGGCAUUCUGCCGACGCUCGAGUGGUCGUUCCGCUUCUCGUCCAAGCGCGAGCGCGAUGGCUGGGUCAACGCGCUCUCGCACAACAUUACGACGCUCUCGAGCUUCGAGUCGGAGGUGUUCGCGCGUUUUCACGAAUUCGAAGAGGCGCGGGACGCUCUGGAGGCGCACGUGCCGCAGCUCAAGCGGCCGCUGUCGGCCAAGGUGAGCAAGGCCAAGCCGAUGUUGCACGCGCUCUCGUUCAGCGGCGAAGAUGCGAUGAAGACGCUCGUCGAGCUCGAGUACGCGUCGACGUUGAUCGAAGGCCACCGGAUUCUCGAGCGUCUCCUCGCGAUGAAUUUGAUCCACCACAUUUUGUGGAGUCAUGACUUUAGCCAGCACGAGCUCUACUGCUUUACGCACAACCAAAAGACGCACGUCGUCAUCGACGCGUACAACUCGCUCUUGGAAACCAACAAAUUUUGGAUCAAUUUUGCCGGCGGCCACGACCGGUCGGCGUCGUCGGCCACGUUUGCGUCGGGCAACACGCGCGCGCAGAGCAUCCGGUCGACGCACUCGGGCGACGAAGCGCGCGCGACGAUGCACUCGAUGGUCUCCGGGCACUCGGACGAACAGUCGUCGGUCGGCUCGUCGGUCGCGUCUUCGUUCACAACGCGCGAAAUCACGCUCCUGCCGCAGACCGAGUGGACCAACCCGGAUCCGAUCAAGAAAUGCGAGCGCUGCGAGAGAGGCUUCUCGGCGCUCCGGCGCAAGCACCACUGCCGUGUCUGCGGUGGCGUCGUCUGCGGCACGUGCGGCGCGUACACCAACCUCCUCAUCGGCGGCGGCAUGGUCAACGUCCGCGUCUGCGGCGCCUGCCGCGACUCGCCGCGGCGCACCGACUCCAAGACUGCAUCGUUCACGUCGGUGGCCUCGUCGUGGAUCCCGACGGCGUCGUCGUCGUCGUCGCUCUCGUCGUGCAUGGACUGCGACGACCUCUGCGCACCGACGACGAUCACGACGUACCCGCUCGACUUUCACUGGAGCCAUCCGUGGCCCAAAGCCCCACUCUGCGCGCACGAAGACCUGCGCCUGACUGCGCUGGCGGCCACGGGUGUCAUUACCGCGCCCACCGAAGCGCUCUUUGACCACCUUUGCUCGAUGGCGGCCACAGCCUCCAAGUGCGCGGUGGCCGUCCUAGGGUUUGUCGACGCCGAUGCGCUGCACAUUGUCAACGAACACGGCUUGCCGUCGACGCUACCUCGGGUGGUGCCCCGCGAUGUCGCGUUCGCAGCUCAUGCCAUCAUGUCGCCGAACCCGCUCAUCUGCCGUGAUGUGGCCACGGACCUCCGCUUCUGCCGCAACCACACGAUGCGGGACGAGUGGGGCAUCGGCUUUUACGCGUCGUGCCCACUUGUCCUUGGCUCGGGCGACAUUAUCGGCGUCCUGGAAGUCUACGACGGCGAAGCGCGCGGCCGGUGCGCCUGCGUCGGCGACCGCCUUGACCGCAUCGCCAAGCUCAUUGUCAAGCGGCUCGAAGAGAUGGCGUUGACGCCAACCCCCGAAGCAGUGGCGCCGGCCGCGCCCGCGCCAUCGACGAUGGAGACGAAGCUCAUGGAACUGCUGCAGCAGACUACCGGCACGCAGCAGCAGCUGCAACAACAGCAGGGCCAAAUGGUCAACACACUCGGGAGCCACUCCAAGCAGAUCGACAAGCUCACCGAGCAGCUGCGACGGAUCGAGGCGUCGCUCGAUGCCAAGGCGGCGCGGGAGGCCGCCACCGACGACACCAAGUCGUCCUAAACUGUAGCCGAUAAACAACACCGACUGUACGUUAUUAGUAAUUAUUACCCCGUCGUCGUCUCUCUUAUUGGUACGAUGCAACGCUGCAAUGUCAA